AUGACAGCAGCAAUAAAUCCUGAUGAGUGGCGAAGUGUCGUUCAACGGAUAAUCGCCUCUUGGGGUGGUUAUCAGUUAGGAGUUGAUUUUAAUUCAGGAGGGCCUGAGACAUUAGCAAAAGAUGAGUGGUUCAAAGAUGUAUUAACUGAAUAUAUUUUCACGACAAGAGCACUGAAAGCUGAAGAUUUGGAAGAUUGGUUGAACAAUGUUCUCUAUACCGAGUUCAACCUUAUUCUUGAGGACGAGAGCGUGUAUCCAACCUCAUUGAUUCUAAUUGAAGCUUUUGGAUAUAUGAAACACAACGAUCGUGAACGAUUGAGUCAACUAAUCAGUGCUCUUCCACCCGUGGAGAGCGUGCUAGAGGCUAACAAGCAGAGCCAACGUGUGCGUGAUGAUAGUGAAGAGAUGGAGAUGGAUGACAUAUCAGAAGAUGAAGAAAUUGGGACAGAAGAUCAAGCUAAGGAAGAACCCAGAAAGGAACGACAACCUCGAAUGAUCACUGAUGACGAUGGGUGGACUACAAUACUCAAGAAAUAA
This is a messenger RNA of Necator americanus (New World hookworm), 537 nucleotides long. RefSeq lists its product as uncharacterized. The transcript has 5 exons. Gene Ontology annotation, biological process: maturation of SSU-rRNA from tricistronic rRNA transcript (SSU-rRNA, 5.8S rRNA, LSU-rRNA). The record is from RefSeq and is a predicted model, not a curated record. The coding region runs from base 1 to 537 and encodes 178 amino acids. Gene Ontology annotation, cellular component: nucleus. Lineage: Eukaryota; Metazoa; Nematoda; Chromadorea; Rhabditida; Ancylostomatidae.